AUAUAUAUAUAAGCCUCCUCUUCAUUUUCCACUCAUUCCUCACUACUUCUUCUUCCUCAUUCUCUCUCUCUCUCUAAAAUGGCUUUGGAGGCUCUCAAUUCUCCCACUGCUACUCCCAAUCCUGUGUUCAAAGACGAUGAUCCUCACUCUAUCGAGGCUUGGACCAAGGGCAAGCGAUCCAGACGCCACCGUUUUGAUCAGAAUCCGCCGUCCGCUGAGGAAGAGUACCUCGCUAUCUGUCUCCUCAUGCUCGCUCAGGGUGGCGGCGCCAAUCCCAAUACGACUUCGUCUUCCUCCCCUGAUCCUUCUUCUGCUUCUCCGGUCAAGCUUUCUUAUAAGUGCUCUGUCUGUAACAAGUCCUUCCCUUCCUACCAAGCGCUCGGAGGACACAAGGCCAGCCACCGCAAGUCAUCCUCCUCCUCCGAUCACCACCCUCCCGCCGCCGACAAUUCAUCCGCCUCCACCUCCACCGCCGCACCUGUUGUUGGCGGCGGCAAGCUGCACGAGUGUUCAAUCUGUCACAAGGCUUUCCCCACCGGCCAGGCCCUCGGCGGCCACAAGCGCUGCCACUAUGACGGUGGCAACGCCAACAACAGCGGCACCGGCGGUGGAACGACGGUGAUCACAUCGUCUGAGGGGAACACCUCAUCGGUCACGCACAGCCACCACCGCGGGUUUGACCUGAACCUCCCUGCUCCUUUGACCGACUUCUCCCCGGCUGGGAUCAUCGGUGCCGCCGGGAAGAGUGUAAGGAUCGGAGAAGAAGAGGUGGAAAGCCCGCUACCGACGCCCGCCACCAAGAAGCCUCGUUUGUUCAUGGACGAAGAGUGAAAACGAUGAUUCUUCCUCAGAAAAAUUGAUCGGAAUUCUUAUAAUUUAGAGUAUUGAAUCAGAUAGAUUCAAGAAUUUGAUCAUAUCUUCUUGUUUUUUUCCUGCUUUUCCUGGGGGGGUUGGGUAUACCGGAUUAACUCACAAGUUCGAGAUUUUGUUUUUGUUUUAGUUGCAUUGUUGCUCUGUACAGACAGACAGAUUUGUUCAUUAUUGUUUUUGGAAGCUAGUUCUCUGUGAUUUUAAUUUAAUUAUAUUCUCACCAUUUGUGCAUAUCCAUUUAGUUCA
Messenger RNA from Neltuma alba, 1116 nucleotides. RefSeq names its product zinc finger protein ZAT10-like. Gene Ontology annotation, biological process: regulation of DNA-templated transcription. The transcript has a single exon. Gene Ontology annotation, molecular function: transcription cis-regulatory region binding; DNA-binding transcription factor activity. Lineage: Eukaryota; Viridiplantae; Streptophyta; Magnoliopsida; Fabales; Fabaceae. Bases 79 to 831 code for a protein of 250 amino acids. The record is from RefSeq and is a predicted model, not a curated record. Gene Ontology annotation, cellular component: nucleus.